AUGUGCUUGUACUUGUUCAUCCACUGGUUUAGGAUGAAGCACAGGACUAGUAGAAUGCUCUCAAUUGAAACAAUUAUGUGGAAAGANUCUCCCCCUCCCCGCCGCAAGAAGCCUCCUCACUCGGGCGCCGGUGCGGCGGACGCGGACGGGGACGGGGACGGGGACGGGGACGGGGACGGGGCUCCGCCGACCUUCAUCGUCAUCGACGACGACCCCACCCCGCAGAAGCAGCGGCCCCGCGACCCCACCCGCACCCCCUCCUUCGUCGCCGAGACGCCGCUCUCCGCCGCCUCCGUCGUCGUCCGCUGCUCCUCCCUCGCCCCCUCCGCCCCGAGCGUUCCGUCGCACAAGGCCUCCGGAUUUUCUGGUUUAAUAAGUUUGGAAUCGGAUAAUGAGUCAGAAGGUGAUGCCCAUUUAGGAAGGGUGGAAACCAUCACUUCGGUUUUUGAUGUGGCUGGGAACGAAAAGCUAUGUUCCACAUCUGUGCUAGCAGAAACAUCUACCUUUGGCAAUGAGUAUAACGAUGAUGAAGUUAUUGGUGGAAAUAGUAGACAUGGUUCCUUUGAUGACUAUAAUGGUGUAACAGACCUCAUACAGCUUGUUAAUGAUAGUCCUCACCGUGAUGAUGUCUAUGCUAAGGAACUUAGUGUCCAGGACAGAAGCCAUUCUGGUGAACAAUGCACGGUAGAUCAAGUACAUAAUAAUGCAAAGCGUAAAGGCAAAUGUAGAGUAGUUCAUGCUGAUAAAAACCAAAGCAGGACUGAGGCUGCUGCUAGAAAGAAGCAAUUGAAAGAAGAAAAAGCUCGAUUAGUUGAAGAAAGAAAACGAAAGAGGCAGGAAGAUAAGAUGCAAAAAGCAACUACGAAAGCUGAAGCUGCAGAAUCGAGGAAAUUGGAAAAAGAAAUACAAAGAUGGAAAAGUGGAAAAACUGCUUUAAAAUCUAUUGUGGCUGAGAUUGAUACUAAAGUAAUUGAAAAUGGGUUACUGGGAGGCCAUCUUCUUACCAGGUUUGCUGAAAAAGGCCUUUCUUUCUGUAUUACCUCAAAUCCGAUUGAAAGAUCAAUUUUGUGGAGAAUGGAUGCUCCUGAACAAAUCGCUGAGCAUUUAUCCGUCAGAUCAGAAGUACCAUAUGUACUAGUUGUAUAUCAAGCUGAAGAAUUCUGUAAUCUGAUAACCAAUGAAUCUCUCAUGGAUCAUAUCCAUAGAGUUCGAAAUCAAUAUCCAUCCUUUACGAUCUGUUAUGUCACCAACAAAUUGAUGAGCUACAUUAAGAAAUGUGAACAAAGCCGGUACAAGAAUCCAUCAAAUUUUAGUAGUUGGAGACGCCCACCAAUUGAUGAGGUUCUGUCUAAACUAGCAACACAUUAUACUAAAGUUCACUCAAGGCAAUGCAUUGAUGAAGCUGAACUAGCAGAUCAUAUCAUCGGUUUAACAUCCAGCCUUGCUGCUUGUCAAUCUAAGAAGGAACUGACAUGGUUGUCUGUCAAUGCUAACGGUUCAUUUAUUCCAAAGGACUUUAUUGAUAAAAACCUGAUUAAAAAAAGUACCUGGUUGAAAGCACUCAUAGCCAUUCCCAAAGUUCAACCAAGACAAGCCAUUGCUAUUUCGAAGAAGUAUCCAACCAUGCGAUCGCUCUUGAAUGUGUACAUGGAUCCAAACAAAUCAGUUCACGAGAAAGAGUUCCUGCUUAAAGAUUUGAUGAUGGAGGGGCUUUUGGGCAAUGAAGAUAGGCGGUUAGGGGAGGUGUGUUCGAGGAGGGUGUACAGAAUACUCAUGGCUCAAUGCGGAGGAAUCAAAACUGAUGAUGUUGAGAACGGAGCCGACUUUUUUUGCAGCGGACUCUCUGUGUAUCAUUAGUGUUUAUACAGGUAUCCGCCGUUCCCUUGUUUCUUACUGAAAAGGAGCUUGCUUCUGACAUAAUUCUGUUCAGUAUAGUUUUGUACUUUUGUAUCUUAACUGGAGACUGCAAGUAGAUGAUUGCGAGGAACGAAUGCGAUGAUAUCCUGCAUCAAAAGAAGGCCCUACAGCAAUCGGCGCAUUCAUUUCUACUGUCUCUGUCGGUAUUAUUUCAUACAGGCCUAUACAUUUCUUCACAAACCCUUGAUGAUUGUUCAAUUCGUUGCUUGUUUCCUUACCUCAAUGAUUGUUUGGUUGAAUGCCCCUGUCGUUUGAAUUUUUUGAUCCUCGGUUUCCAAUUUUUUCAAUUUGUGUUAUUUAGAAAUUUUGUUAGUUUUUUAAUACUUCUAUAAACUGAUAAAGUUUAAUUGUUAAAUCUGCGUUUGCUGAAAAA
Molecule: messenger RNA, 2290 nt
Organism: Ananas comosus (pineapple)
Lineage: Eukaryota; Viridiplantae; Streptophyta; Magnoliopsida; Poales; Bromeliaceae
Product: crossover junction endonuclease EME1B-like
Exons: 13
Coding region: 1-1857 (618 amino acids)
Biological process (GO): DNA repair
Cellular component (GO): Holliday junction resolvase complex; nucleus
Molecular function (GO): DNA binding; nuclease activity
Source: RefSeq, a predicted model, not a curated record